Messenger RNA from Tachyglossus aculeatus (Australian echidna), 1255 nucleotides. RefSeq names its product regulator of G protein signaling 18 (gene RGS18). NCBI's taxonomy places the organism in Eukaryota, Metazoa, Chordata, Mammalia, Monotremata, Tachyglossidae. The coding region runs from base 152 to 859 and encodes 235 amino acids. The transcript is spliced from 5 exons. The record is from RefSeq and is a predicted model, not a curated record.
UUUAUAGGACGGCUCCUAACCUGUACCUACAACCAAUCGAGAAUCAGAGAAAUUGUGCAUUGUCUGUGCUGAAUUCUGAAUUUAAACAUAUGGACUAAACUCAAUUCGAGGAAGAAGCCAAGUCAGAGUGACUUUCACACACGGAAAGAAGAUGGGGACGCCAGUAGUUUUCUUUCCCCACCUAAAUAUUUCUUGCCCAAAGGAAAAGACAUUUUACAAAGUAAUUCAAGCUACAGGAAAAGAAGAUACGAGCAAAGAAUCCAAAAGCAGAACAAAGGAAAAGAGAAACAGACUGAGCCUUCUCCUGCAGAAACCUGAACUCCAUGAAGAUGUCAGUCCACACGGAGCUGGGAGUUUAGCAAAGGAAGCAAGUGUCUCUCCUGAAGAAGCAAUGAAAUGGGGCGAAUCAUUUGACAGCCUGCUUUCUCAUAAAGAAGGGUUGGAUGCCUUUACAAAGUUCCUCAAAACCGAGUUCAGUGAAGAAAAUAUUGAGUUUUGGAUAGCCUGUGAAGAGUUCAAGAAAAUCAAGGAUGCUAAGCAGAUGGUCCUGAAAGCCAAGACAAUUUAUCAGCGAUUCAUAAAGAACGAUGCUCCAAAAGAGGUGAAUCUCGACUUCCAUACCAAAGAAAUCAUUGGUAAAAGCAUCGCUCAGCCCACCCCGCACUGUUUUGAUGCCGGACAGACCACAGUUUAUCGACUGAUGGAGCAAGACAGUUACACGCGAUUUCUCCGAUCCGAUAUUUAUUUAAACGUGCUCAAGGGAAGCCCCCCACGAACCACAAACCUUAGGAGGCGAUCACGCUCAUUUACCUUCAAUGAAUUCCAGGAUGUGAAAUCUGAUUUUGCUAUUUGGUUAUAAAGAGUCUAUUUUCUCAUUUCUGUUUAGAAGCCAUUGAACUGGAUGCAGAAGAAGAUGUUAACUAAUCAGUUAAUCUCCUGAUAUAGAAAUCUUCAUGUGAUGGAGCUAUAAAUGCAUAUGUGGUAAUACUUCUAUAGAUACAUUAUGUAAAAGUGCAAUUUGCGCCACUUUACUACCUAACGGGUCAAAGGCCUAUCUUUUUACAAAGCAUCAGUGCAUCACAAUCACUGUGGACAUAUGGUAACUAAGAUUUGGAAAUCCAUAAAAGGUUGCUGAAAUGUAUUUUCUAAAUUGUUCACUUUUCCCCAAUCUGUAAAAUAUGGUUAUGUAUAAUGUUCAAAAUUACCCAUCAACAAGGUGCAAAUAGUGACUUCAAUAUGGCCUUGCACUCUGACU